ACAGUUCAGCCUAACCUCACUUUUUAUCCCUGUUUUGUUUUUGCACAUUGCCUUUACUAUUACUUUUAAUUUCUUUUGAAUACUGAUUAAAAUACUUUGAAAUGGCGAAAAUGAGGAAGACACCUGCGCGAAAUACCAACGACGAAGCCAUCAAUAAAAAAAACAAAUUAGAAAAACGACAAUCGACAGAAACACCUAACAAUGACGAGACUCCGCAAAAAAAGCCUAAAAAAGCCCUUGCCGAGGGUGACGCGCGCAAAAAAUUCUCAAAAACCGGCCUAAAAGGCGACUCAACGAACCCCAAGCUGGCCAAAGCCAAAAAACUGCCAGUGAAGGCUAAAACUCCCCAGACUGAGAAGGUAGAGGACUGGAACAAAUUUAAAAAAGAAAAGAAGGAGCUGCGAAUGAAAAGGAUCAAAGCGAGGACUAAAGACAACUUUGACCGGAUACAAGAGGCAAAAAAAAUGGGUGAAAAGGUUCGUUUAAAAACUUUAAAGGAGGAUGACAGAAAUAAAGUGAUAAAUCAGCUCCAUGGACUUUUAAAGGGCCACUAUGCCAAGUUUGUUUUGGCACAUGACACUGCCAGGAUUGUACAGUGGUUAUUGAAAUAUUCUAGCAAGAUUCUAGUACAUCAAAUAUCACUGGAACUGGUACCUGUAACUGUAAGCAUGCUCCAAUCAAAAUAUGGAAUUUAUUGUGUAAAAAGAUUACUAAAAUAUGGAGAGGAUGACAUUAGGGUACAAGUUAUAGACCAAAUGAAAGGCCAUGCAGUCAAACUGGCCACGCAUUCAGUUAGUGCCCCAGUUCUUGAAUUUGCUUAUUCCACAUAUGCCACCCCAUUACAAAAGCACCUACUAAUCCAAGAAUUUUAUGGCGAUCUCUAUAAAAACUCUAAGGACCUAAAAGUGAAACAUAUUAAAGAUGUUUAUAAAGAUAAUGAAAACAUGAAAAUGGCCACAUUGGGUGCUUGUAAAAGUAACAUAAAAAAGGUUCUGAAUAAGUCUCUAUUGGAUUCUGGUUUGGUACAAAGUGUGCUCAGUCAAUAUUUGCAGGAAUGCUCUGAAAGUGACAGGGCUGAGUUGAUCACUGAGCUGGCACCACAUAUUGUUGUUAUAAGUAAUAGUAAGGAUGGGAGUAAGGCUGCCAUGGAGUGUAUAUGGCAUGGAACUAAUAAGGAGAAGAAAGUUAUCAUGAAAUUCCUAAAAGAACAUCUUAUAGAGCUCUCAAAGCAUGAGUUUGGCUACAGGACAAUAAUCACCCUCCUAGACUCAGUAGAUGACACUGUACUGCUACAUAAAAUCAUCAUCUCAGAGCUCUUAACUAGCGCUAAGGAUUUGGCAGUAAGUGAAUGGGGAAGAAAGGUUUUAUUGUGGUUAGUUGCCCCUGGAGAGUCAACAGUUUUCCAUCCAAAUCUUAUAAAAGAGUUAGAAGCAGGCAGGGAAAAGUCAAACAGCAAGAAAUCACCAGACAUUAGAAGGCAAGAAAUUUUGUCUUAUUCAAUUAACACCUUAUUAAGUCUGGUUACGGAAGAUGCUGGUUUUUGGCUCUCCACUGGAUCUUUGGCUAUCGAAUUGGUAGCUAUUCUGAAGGCUGGCUCUGGCAAUAACUUGAAGGAAGCACUUGAAAAAGUAGUGGAAACCAUAACAGACACUGAAUGGAAAAUCAAGGAAAAUGCUGAACGUGAUAGUGACAUUUUGGGGAUUGAACAUCCAGCAAUUCACAUGACUUUAAAGAAAUUGGCUCAGCAUGAUAAAGUUGCUUUAGAACAAGGAAAAGCCACUUUUGGGGCAUGUUUGGUGGAAGCAUUAACUGAUAAAGUGGUUAAACACUGGAUACAAAUUAACAGGGGCUGCUUUGUGUUGGUCACAGUAUUUGAAAAUAAUGAUGAAAGCGUUCAGCAGAUCCUUAAGGAUAAACUGAAACCCCAUUUAAAGCUGUUAAAAAGCCAAGGAACUUCAGGAUCUAAGAUAUUGCUUAAGAAAAUGUAGUCUUAAGUUCUAAUAAAGGAAUAUUCGAUUUUU
Anthonomus grandis grandis is the source of this 2021-nucleotide messenger RNA. RefSeq names its product protein penguin (gene peng). The transcript has 3 exons. Lineage: Eukaryota; Metazoa; Arthropoda; Insecta; Coleoptera; Curculionidae. Gene Ontology annotation, cellular component: nucleolus. Gene Ontology annotation, biological process: regulation of translation. Gene Ontology annotation, molecular function: mRNA binding. Bases 102 to 1988 code for a protein of 628 amino acids. The record is from RefSeq and is a predicted model, not a curated record.